Paralichthys olivaceus (Japanese flounder) is the source of this 3110-nucleotide messenger RNA. NCBI's taxonomy places the organism in Eukaryota, Metazoa, Chordata, Actinopteri, Pleuronectiformes, Paralichthyidae. The record is from RefSeq and is a predicted model, not a curated record.
CCCCGCACAGUCCAGCGCUGCUAACCCCGCCCCUCUGCAGACAGAACGGGAGUUCCAUUCAAACGCAUCAAACUCCGCGGCCCGGGAUGCGACAGUCGCUGUAGGAGAAGAGAAGGCGGCAGCAUCGGAACCAGAACCAGAACCAGGAGAAACCAGAACCAGGUCCGGAGGCAGAACUGAGCCCCAGAAAACCCCCCCCGAGCAGCAGGCGGCUGAAGCAGCCAGAGACACCGCAGCCGGAACACACUGACUGAGCGCUCUGCUAGCAGGAGGCUAACGGCUGACACCGACAUGGCGAGCGCCUCGUACCACAUCUCCAACCUGCUGGAGAAAAUGACCUCCAGCGACAAGGACUUCAGGUUUAUGGCCACAAACGACCUGAUGACAGAGCUACAGAAAGAUUCAAUCAAACUGGACGACGACAGCGAGAGGAAGGUGGUGAGGAUGAUUCUCAAACUGCUUGAAGACAAGAAUGGAGAAGUUCAGAACCUGGCCGUCAAAUGCCUGGGGCCCCUGGUCAGUAAGGUGAAGGAGUACCAGGUGGAGACGAUCGUAGACACUCUGUGCACCAACAUGUUGUCAGACAAAGAACAGCUCCGAGACAUUUCCUCCAUCGGACUCAAAACUGUGAUUGGAGAGUUACCGCCCGCCUCCAGUGGCUCUGCUUUAGCUGCUAGCGUUUGUAAGAAGAUAACGGGUCGUCUGACGAGUGCCAUCGCCAAACAGGAGGACGUCUCUGUUCAGCUGGAGGCGCUCGACAUCAUGGCCGACAUGCUGUGCAGACAGGGAGGUCUGUUGGUCAACUUCCACCCCUCCAUCCUCAGCUGUCUGCUCCCUCAGCUCACCUCCCCCAGACUGGCUGUCAGAAAGAGGACGAUCAUGGCUCUGGGACAUCUCGUGAUGUCUUGCGGGAAUCUGGUCUUCAUCGACCUGAUCGAGCAUCUUCUGACUGAGCUGGGGAGAAACGACAACAUGUCGACCACCAGAACCUACAUCCAGUGCACGGCCGCCAUCAGCAGACAGGCGGGACACAGGAUCGGAGAGUAUCUGGAGAAGAUCAUUCCUCUGGUGGUGAAGUUUUGUAACGUUGAUGACGAUGAGCUCAGAGAAUACUGCAUCCAGGCCUUCGAGUCCUUCGUCAGGAGGUGCCCUAAAGAAGUUUACCCCCAUGUUCCCACGGUCAUCUCCAUCUGCCUGCGCUACCUGACCUACGACCCCAACUACAACUUUGACGAUGAAGACGAAGAUGACAACGCCAUGGACGCCGAGCAGAAUGAUGAAGAUUAUCAAGGCAGUGAUGACGAGUACAGUGACGACGACGACAUGAGCUGGAAGGUUCGGCGGGCGGCGGCAAAGUGUCUGGACGCUGUCGUCUCAACUCGCCACGAGAUGCUACCGGAGUUUUAUCGCUCUGUGUCCCCCGCACUCGUCUGUCGCUUCAAGGAGAGGGAGGAGAACGUGAAGGCCGACGUCUUCCACGCCUACCUGUCACUGCUCAAACAGACCAGACCGGCUCAGAGCUGGUUGGCUGAUCCAGACGCAAUGGAGCAGGGAGAGACGCCGCUAACGAUGCUGCAGAGCCAGGUUCCCAUGAUAGUGAAAGCUCUUCACAAGCAGCUGAAGGAGAAAAGUGUGAAAACUCGUCAGUGUUGUUUCAACAUGUUGACGGAGCUGGUGAACGUUCUCCCCGGAGCCCUGACGCAGCACAUCCCAGUACUAAUACCUGGAAUCAUCUUCUCCCUGAACGAUAAGUCAAGCAGCUCCAACCUGAAAAUCGACGCCUUGGCCUGCCUCCAUGUCAUCAUGGUCACGCAUCCCGCUCAUGCCUUCCACGCUCACGUCCCUGCCCUCGUCCCGCCCGUGGUGGCGUGCGUGGGCGACCCCUUUUACAAGAUCACCUCUGAGGCUCUGCUCGUCACUCAGCAGCUCGUCAAGGUGAUCCGACCUCUUGACAACCUAUCAGAGGGCUCGGAUAGCUUCGACCCCUCCCCCUACAUCAACGACCUCUUCACCUGUACGAUCAAACGCCUGAAAGCAGCCGACAUCGAUCAGGAGGUCAAAGAACGAGCCAUCUCCUGUAUGGGACAGAUCAUCUGUAACCUAGGUGACCGACUGCCCAACGAACUCCCAGGAACGUUGCUGAUCUUCUUAGAACGUCUCAAGAACGAGAUCACGAGACUGACGACAGUGAAAGCUCUGACGCUGAUCGCCGGCUCUCCCCUGAAAAUCGAUCUGAGACCGGUUCUCCCCGAUGCCGUUCCCAUCCUCGCCUCCUUCCUCCGCAAGAACCAGCGAGCGCUGAAGCUCUGCACGCUAGCUGCUCUGGACAUUUUGCUCAGAAAUUACAGCUCUGCGGUGACUCCGGUCAUGGUGGACGCCGUCCUCGCUGAGCUGCCUCCACUCAUCUCGGAGAGCGACAUGCACGUGUCUCAGAUGGCGCUGAGCUUCCUGUCCACACUGGCAGUGACUCACCCGUCCUCACUGGGUCAGCUUAGCGGAGGAAACAUCCUCCAGCAGCUCAUCGCGCUGGUUCGAUCCCCACUGCUGCAGGGCGGAGCGCUCGCUGCAAUGCUGGAGUUCUACCAGGCUCUGGUGACCACAGAGACUUCUGGUCUGGGUUACAUGGAUCUGCUGAGGAUGCUGACAGGUCCAGUUUACUCCCAGAGUGCCGCUCUGCCUCACAAACAGGCGUACUGCUCCAUCGCUAAAUGUGUUGCUGCUCUGACCAGAGCGUGUCCCACGGAGGGACCUGCCGUGGUCGGACAGUUCAUCCAGGAUGUGAAGAACAGCCGCUCCACGGACUCCAUCAGACUCCUCGCUCUGCUCUCAUUGGGUGAGGUCGGACAUCAUGUGGACCUCAGCAGCCAACCAGAGCUCAAGACCGUCAUCCUGGAAGCGUUUUCCUCCUCCAGUGAAGAGGUGAAGUCGGCAGCGUCCUACGCGCUGGGCAGUAUCGCGGUCGGGAACCUUCCAGAGUAUCUGCCGUUCGUCCUGCAGGAGAUCUCCUCGUCCAAGAGACAGUAUCUGCUGCUGCACUCGCUCAAAGAGAUCAUCAGUUCGGCGUCAGUGUCCGGUCUGAAGCCGUACGUGGAGUCUGUUUGGUCGCUGCU